Exaiptasia diaphana is the source of this 3094-nucleotide messenger RNA. RefSeq names its product transcription initiation factor TFIID subunit 2. The record is from RefSeq and is a predicted model, not a curated record. Gene Ontology annotation, cellular component: transcription factor TFIID complex. The transcript has 24 exons. NCBI's taxonomy places the organism in Eukaryota, Metazoa, Cnidaria, Anthozoa, Actiniaria, Aiptasiidae. Gene Ontology annotation, biological process: transcription initiation at RNA polymerase II promoter. Gene Ontology annotation, molecular function: chromatin binding; transcription cis-regulatory region binding; metallopeptidase activity. Bases 1 to 2685 code for a protein of 894 amino acids.
AUGCCAGAAGUCACAAACUUUUGUCUUCCUGGUCUUCUGUCUCACCUAAAGCACACGUCGGCUUUCAUUCAUGAUGUGUUUGAGUUCUAUGAAGAAAACCUUAGCUGUCGAUAUCCAUAUACCCAAUACAAACAGGUUUUUGUGGAUGAGGCAUAUGAUGAUAAGAUGACUUAUGCUUCUAUGUCAAUAUUUAACACAAGUCUUCUCCACUCCUCAAAAAUUAUAGACCAGACUUUCAUAACAAGAAGAGUUCUAGCCCAAGCUUUAGCUGAACAGUUUUUUGGUUGUUAUAUAUGCAUGCAGGACUGGUCUGAUGCAUGGUUGUGUUCAGGGAUAUCAGGAUAUCUUUAUAGUUUGUUUGUGAAGAAGGUUUUUGGAAAUAAUGAAUAUAGACAUUGGAUCAUGAAGGAGAAUGAGUGUGUAUGUAAGUAUGAGAUGGAAGGACCAGGUCUCCCUCCACUUCACAGCCCUCUAGGUACCAGCUCAGCAUCAACCAGUUCUUCAUUAACUUCUCCUCCUAUCGUACCAUCAUCAACACCAUUCUCAGCCAUCCAUCUCCAUCCUCAUCUGAUUGGCGUGAAACAGAAGGAAGUCGCCUGGAGUAAGGCUCACCUAGUUAUUAGAAUGAUUGAGAAUCGUAUAGGACAAGAACCUUUGCUUCAGGUUUUCAACAAGCUUCUGUCUCUAGCAAACACUACUGCACAACCUAAAGUCGACCCAAGCUUAUGGAAGAAUUUACUGCUAUCUACCACAGGGUUUCUUAAGUCAAUAUCAACUGUGUCUGGAAAAGAUAUUAAUGUAUUUAUCGACCAGUGGAUAUGCCACAGUGGCAUAGCUAAAUUUCAUGGCAGCUUCGUCUUCAAUCGCAAAAGGAAUAUUGUAGAGCUGGACAUCAAGCAAGAUUUAUCACGUGGUACAACUAAAUAUGUGGGUCCACUUACUGUGUGUAUACAAGAAUUAGAUGGAUCGUUUAAUCAUACUGUACAGAUAGAAGACAUAUCCAGUCGACACGAGCUGCCGUGUCACUCCAAAAGCAGAAGAAACAAAAAGAAGAAGAUUCCGCUGAUGACUGGCGAGGAAGUUGACAUGAAUCUCGAUGCAAUGGACUCUGAUUCACCUGUUCUCUGGAUGCGUAUCGACCCAGAAGUCACGUGGCUCCGUCACGUGACGUUCGAGCAGCCUGAUUACAUGUGGCAGUACCAGCUACGUCAUGAGCGUGACGUCAUGGCACAAGCAAAAGCUCUUGAAGCACUUGAUCGAUUCCCAUCUCCAGCGACUCGUGAAGCUUUGAUUGACAUCGUAAAAAACAAGGAAUGUUUCUAUAAAAUACGGCAAGAUGCUUGUUACUGUUUGGCAAAGGUUGCCACAUCGACCGCUGAAAGCUGGGCAGGUCAUGCCGCUAUGAUGAACAUCUUCAAAAACUUCUUUUCCUCAAAAUCUUGUCCUCAGAUUAUUCGUUAUAACGAUUUCUCGAAUUUUAUAUCUUAUUUUAUUCUCAAGACUCUCCCAGUUGCCAUAGCAUCUAUACGUAAUAUCCAUUCACAGUGUCCACGUGAAAUUCUUCUAUUUUUACUUGAGUUGUUGAAAUAUAACGAUAAUCGCAUAAAUAAGUAUUCGGAUGGUUACUACAUUGCAGCAUUGAUUACUGCCUUAGCAAAGACAGUCACUGCUGGAGUAUGUAUGACUACAACCACAAGCACUGGAAAGCAUGUUGUCAAAUUGAAAGAAGACACGCAGGUUGUUUUAAGUGAGGUGACUCGACGUCUUAAUGUCGAGAAAUUGCUACCAUCCUAUCGAUACGUCGUCACAGUCAGUUGCCUAAAGGCUUUAAGAACUCUUCAAGUCAACGGACAAGUUCCAUCCGAUCCAAAGACCUACGAAUAUUACUCAAGUUAUGGUCAUUUUGAAGAUGUACGAAAAUGUGCUGUUGAGUGUCUUGUCGACUUUGCCAAAGUGGAGCAAAGUGAACGAGUUCUUAGUUUUCUACUAACAAUCGUUGAAAAAGACCCAGUUCCUUUUAUCAGGCAUUAUACACUAAGAUCAUUAGCUGAAAACCCUCCCUUCACACGCAAAGCCGAUUCACCUCUCUGCACCGAGAACAUCGUCGAACGGUUGUGGCAUAUAAUGAACACCGUUCACGACGCCCGUUUACGCUGUGAUGCAUCUGACCUGUAUAACUCUAUGUUCGGAAGGCUAACACCAACUUGUGUUCCACCACAGGGAAUGGGCAUCGUCAUUGACCUGAAAAAAGAGAAAAUUAUGAGUCUCUCGCCGCUUGCCAUGCCAUCAUCACCGGGUGGUUCUGUAAGUGRUGAAGAAUCCACAGCAUCGAAAACAUCUAAGAAAAGUCACAAAAGAAAGCGUAAGACAUCACGUCCACACUCGCCUACAGACAMCAGUCAUUUAGACUCUCAACCUGGAACCCCAUUGAGUGUGGAGUCUGCUUGCUCAGAAGGAAACAAGCUCAAAUUGAAAAUMAAGCUUGGAAACGACGAAAGUGGCGUUGAAAGCAGCGGGGAAGUCCAUCCUAAGGACGCUGGAGAAAGUGAACCAAAAAAGCACAAAAAGAAGAAAAAGAAACACAGACAUAAGGAUGAAAAAGGRAAACGCAAAAUGAGYACAAGCAGUAGUAAYUACGAUUCUCCACUGAUGUUCGACCCUAAUGUCUCAUCGACUCCUAUUUGACACCAAAGAAAUUUGUGUUGUAUUUAGGCAAAGCUAUUAUUUGUCUAAUAAGUCUGUAAUCAUACUUUAUUACUUUUAAGAUCUAAAAAUCUUCUCAGUCGAUAGAUAAUAUGCAAGAGAAUUUAUUGCGGAAUAUAUCUUUGAUUGUUUUCUUAAAAUCUACUGCAAGUGGCUAGUAUCCAUACAGCCUCGAGAUGUUUAAAAUGAUAAUAUAUUUUCUCGUUUACUUUUGAGUUUUUCUAGGACCAUAUCAUUUUAAAGUAGUUCAUGUCAUGAAAAUGAWGACUAAUCAUAUGUCAUGUUUUGAGCAAAAUUUUAACAAAAUGUAUUGAAACGAGGAAAAACAAACCAAAGAACCCCCAAAAAAUUAUGUAAAGAGAAAAAUGUAAAUAAAAUAAAUUAGAUCAGA